CAGUCACAUGCACGACAUUCAAAUAUGGAUGCAUUUAUUCUGCACAGAUCCUCAGAUUAACCACAAGUUGCUUUCUGUUCUUAAAAUAGUCCAUAGCGUAUGACAAUACAUAAAGAACUAUACAUUAGGCUACCAUGACUAAACAUUUGUUGUACUGAGACCAGCAGGCAUGCACUUGCACUAUAGUUGCACUAGAAUAAUCCAAAUGUAAAAAUAGAGGCAUUGGUGGUUACAAGCAAGGGUGUUGCACAUACUGACUUAUGUCGUUAAGACGUAUAAAAGAGAAGAUUCAAACAUUCAAAAGUGUGAAUGUGUCUUGUCAGUUAUCUGACUGUUAUCUGUUAACCUAAUACCAUGUUUGCUCCCAUUAUGGGGAUGAAAGACUAAAAUGCAAACAUUUAAAGACUGCAUUUGAAUAGAAAAUGUUGAAAAUAUAAACAGGAGUAAAUGAAAUCAUGCAAUCAUGCAUGCCAUUGUUAACUUAGUUAUGGCACCUUUUUACUGGGUCACAUCUCUGUCCCCUUUAAACACAAUAUUCAUAUCAUUGUGCAGUUGUUGCAGACUACGCAUUUUAAAUGCAUGGCCAGUCCACGAAGGCAACAAAACGAAACGAUCCGUCUCAAUGAUUGAUUGUUUGGGCUAGAAAUUGUAAAUCUAUGUAAGCGUUCACACCACUGUUAAUCCGCGAAUGCGCAGUAAACGCCUCUAUUGUCUCCCAGCAGCGGCGAGCGAGUGAGCGGCGCGCACCGACGGAUCUGCGCUUGCAGGGGAGCGGUACACAUUGACCCGAAUCUCCGGGCAGACGAAGGGAGGACAAGCGGACCCAGUCGUGCACACUGGACGGACAUCAUGGCUGAUAUAUAUCGAGUCAUUGCUUUUUGAGCAAGAGAGAGAUAUUAAAGUACUGCGGAUCUGUUGUUGCGCUCGUCUCGUGUGAUUUUGGGCAGCCUGUCCUGUCAGUUGGUAAAAAGGGAACGUGUUGCGUUUUUUGCUUGAUUGAAAUACGCGACAUCGUGCCUUUGGCUUUAUCAUCAUCAUCAUCUCUUGUGAGUCAAGGGGAUUGACACUUUAGGUCCAUGGUUCGGCCAAGAAAAUGGGCUGUUGCGUCUGCGAGACCCAGCUGUUGUAGUCAGACUUGACAACCUCGAAUUUUAGCGCUUGUUUUGGUCGCUUGCUUGAAGGAGUCUCGAAAAGCGCCGCAGACAAGCGCAUCCGUGACAGCCUUCCCGCGACACCCCCGCCCAUUUCGGAGGAUACUUUUUUGAUGGGGGGCAAGCAGAGUACGGCGGGGCGUCCCCGGGGUGCUUUUCCCGGUGUAUCGACGGAUGAUAGUGCGGUGCCACCAUCGGCCCACUUCGGGCACUACCGGCCAGGUGGCACGAUGGGACUGCGUAGUCGCUCGGUGAGCUCUGUGGCUGGCAUGGGCAUAGAUCACAGCGCCACGGUGCCCUUCGGCUUUUACACCCCUAGGGGAACAGACUCGGACAGGGCUGGAGGGGGUUCUGGCUCGGAUUCGGCCCAUAACGGGAACGGGUUCCAAGAACCGGGCGGCGGGCACCACACAGACGGCAUGCUUUACCUGGGACCCCGCGCGUCGUUGGCGGACACGUUACCCCUGCACAUCGCGCCCCGGUGGUUUAGCCCGCACAGCGGAUUUAAGUGUCCUGUAUGCUCCAAAUCAGUGGCAUCCAAUGAGAUGGAAGUUCACUUCAUCAUGUGUCUGAGCAAGCCACGCCUCUCCUAUAACGACGAUGUAUUGUCAAGAGACGCCGGGGAGUGCGUAAUAUGUCUUGAGGAACUACAGCAAGGCGACACCAUUGCUAGACUGCCGUGCCUCUGUAUUUAUCACAAAAGCUGUAUAGACUCCUGGUUUGAGAUCAACCGCUCCUGCCCUGAACAUCCCUCAGACUGACUGUCAUCAUCUAGUUAUGCUACCACUGAGAAAGGGCACUUUAUGGACCUAAUCCUGGAUAUCCUGACACCAAAAUAACCAAGCGCAACAAUCUACAAACCAAUUUGAUCACACCUACAGGAAGCGGAAACGUGUCGUCGCGAAACUGAACCAAAAAGAAGAGUUCAUCCAGCCAACACUGUCAUUGCCACUCCCCAGAAACUCCUACCUGCUGUGUUAAGAGACUGCGUAAAUGCUACCAGGCCAAACAUGAUCACCAGAUCUCUGGCUUUUUGCCCCCUCUGUAUCAUCUGUGUACUUCUAGACAUGCGUUUGCAUUCACGCUCAGAUGAAUUUGUUAAUGGAAGGUGGGAGAGGGGCGGGGCAUAUAUGGGCGGGGCACAGGCAGCAUAACAAGGAAGUAGGAAGUAGCUCAUGCUUUGCGGUCGAUCCAGAGGCCAUAUUUGUCCUUUCCGUCAAAAUAUGCUGAUUAGAGGGGGCGUCGCUGGAGCUUCAAAUCGUCCAAUAAGGAGUUGUGGGUUUGGGGCGGGGUUUGAGGUGCUCAUGUGUGUUCGAUCAGUGGGUUGGGUCACUCUUUGUUGUUGGACGCCCGUUGGAUGUAGAUUAACUUAUUCUGUGCAUGCAUGUGCGUGU
Paramisgurnus dabryanus is the source of this 2545-nucleotide messenger RNA. RefSeq names its product zinc and ring finger 1 (gene znrf1). Gene Ontology annotation, biological process: proteasome-mediated ubiquitin-dependent protein catabolic process; protein K48-linked ubiquitination. Lineage: Eukaryota; Metazoa; Chordata; Actinopteri; Cypriniformes; Cobitidae. The record is from RefSeq and is a predicted model, not a curated record. Gene Ontology annotation, cellular component: membrane; intracellular membrane-bounded organelle; cytoplasm. Gene Ontology annotation, molecular function: ubiquitin protein ligase activity.